AACCUCUUGCCACUGAAUCUCUAUCGUCAUUGGGGUGUGUGUGUGUGUGUGUGUGAUAUAUAUAUAUAUAUAUUAUAUGUAUGUGAGAGAGAGGAGAAAGAGAAAGAGCAUGCAUCCUUUCCUCCAUCUGAUCGGAAUCACCUCCGACCAGACCCAUGUCGACGUUAAUUAGAGGAAGAGAGCAAAAUAGACCACAAGCACGCCACACCAUUAGCAUCGCUGAAAUCCACAUCCAUCUCUACCUGAAAUUCAAACCCACCAUCAGCGUCACCCAAUUUUGCUGGAUAUUGAAUAGGUGGAGUCAGAGAUCUUCUAGUGGUUGUGGUGUUACAUUUACAGUGGUAAUGUUGAUUGAAUUUGGUUGUGGGUGUGGUAUUUGCAACGGGUCUCCUUUCUUGAAUUUCUCUUUCUCUUUUGGUUGGUUGGGUUAUGAUGGGCGGUGGUUAGGUGAUGCUCAUGGUGGGUAAUUUGGUGGCUGGUGGUGAUGUUCGUAAAGGAUGUGUGGUAAGAAAAGUUGGGGUCGGUGGUGUUGGA
Messenger RNA from Ilex paraguariensis (yerba mate), 534 nucleotides. Lineage: Eukaryota; Viridiplantae; Streptophyta; Magnoliopsida; Aquifoliales; Aquifoliaceae. The record is from the annotation of a GenBank genome assembly.